CUGAGAUCGGUGAGGAUGCUCUCGUACGAGACAUUCUUUAUGUUUUCCAGGGAAUAGAUGGAAAGUUCAUCAAGAUGUGCAGCCCAGAAAACUGCUACAAAAUUGAUUCAAAGGUGCCACUGUGUAAGUCUCUGAGAGACACUAGCAGCAGGCUGGCAGAGCUCGGCUGGCUCCACAACAAGAUUAGAAAAUAUACAGAUUCCCACAGCCUGGAUCGAGCCUUUGGCCUAGUCGGACAGAGUUUUUGUGCUGCAUUGCAUCAAGAGCUGAAGGAAUACUACAGAUUGUUGUCUGUACUUCAUGCACAGCUCCAGGUGGAAGACGAUCAGGGUGUAAACAUGAGUGUGGACAGCAGUCUGACUCUGAGGAGACUGCUGGUAUGGACCUACGACCCCAAGGUUCGGCUAAAAACACUGGCCGCACUGGUGGACUACUGCCAAGGGCGUAAAGGAGGAGAGUUGGCCUCAGCAGUACAUGCAUAUGGAAAGACGGGUGACCCCCACAUGAGAGCAUUGAUCCAGCACAUCCUUGGUCUGGUGUCCCACCCCAUUCUUAACUUCCUAUAUCGCUGGAUCUACGACGGGGAGCUGGAGGAUACGUACCAUGAGUUCUUUGUAGCCUCAGACCCAACAGUGAAGACGGACAGACUGUGGCAUGACAAGUACUCUCUGAGGAAGAGUAUGAUCCCCUCCUUCAUCACCAUGGAUCAAGCCAGGAAG
Sinocyclocheilus grahami is the source of this 719-nucleotide messenger RNA. RefSeq names its product gamma-tubulin complex component 3 homolog. The transcript has 6 exons. Gene Ontology annotation, biological process: spindle assembly; mitotic cell cycle; microtubule nucleation. Gene Ontology annotation, molecular function: gamma-tubulin binding; microtubule minus-end binding. The annotation marks the transcript as partial. NCBI's taxonomy places the organism in Eukaryota, Metazoa, Chordata, Actinopteri, Cypriniformes, Cyprinidae. Gene Ontology annotation, cellular component: gamma-tubulin complex; spindle pole; microtubule organizing center. The record is from RefSeq and is a predicted model, not a curated record.